Messenger RNA from Panonychus citri (citrus red mite), 1381 nucleotides. RefSeq names its product probable cytosolic iron-sulfur protein assembly protein CIAO1 homolog. The record is from RefSeq and is a predicted model, not a curated record. Gene Ontology annotation, biological process: iron-sulfur cluster assembly. Gene Ontology annotation, molecular function: protein binding. The transcript has 2 exons. Gene Ontology annotation, cellular component: cytosolic [4Fe-4S] assembly targeting complex. Lineage: Eukaryota; Metazoa; Arthropoda; Arachnida; Trombidiformes; Tetranychidae. The coding region runs from base 239 to 1186 and encodes 315 amino acids.
AAGCUAUUUACAGAUAUUCCUUAAUUUCAUCACUAUGUAAUUCUGUCAAUCAGAUUAAUUGUUGAUAAUUUACUCCUUUUAUAGUGAACCUUAUUUAUGUUGACAAUCAUUCCAUUGAUUAUAAAAAUGUGCCAUUAAACUUUGACAUCAUUGAUUAGUAUUUUUUUUCGCUGUGAUGAAAUUAGAGUAACCUUUUUGUUUGUUGAUUAAAAAUUGAAUUGAUUUUAAAACAAUCAAAAUGAAUUGUGAUCUUUUAAGUACAUUAACUGGUCAUAAAGAUCGUGUUUGGUCAGUUAAAUGGAGACAUUGUGGCAAAAUUUUAGCCUCCUGUUCAUCAGACAAAGACAUUAGACUUUGGAAACAAUUACAAAAUAAAGAUGAUUGGGCUUGUGAAUUUGUUCUAUCUGAGGGACAUCAGCGAACAAUUAGAAACAUUGAUUGGUCCGCUGAUGGUGAUUACUUAGCUGCGUGUAGUUUUGAUGCUACGACGAGUAUUUGGGAAAACAAAUCAGGUAAAUGGGAGUGUUCAACUAACCUCGAGGGUCAUGAGAACGAAAUAAAAUGUGUGAGUUGGUCACCUUCGGGCAAACUAUUGGCUACUUGUGGCCGUGAUAAGACUGUUUGGAUUUGGGAGAAGACUGAAGAAAGUGAAUUUGAAUGUGUAAGUGUAAUCACCGGUCACAGUCAAGAUGUUAAAAGAGUCAAAUGGCAUCCGAAGGAGCCUUUCAUGGUCUCUUGCAGCUAUGAUAACACCAUUCGAUUCAUCAAGGAAACAAAUGAUGAUUGGUCGUAUUACCUUACACUAGAUUCACAUGAAUCUACGGUGUGGGCAGUUGAUUUCAAUAAAUCGGGUGAUCGAUUAGUUUCAUGUUCAGAUGAUAAAACAGUGCGAAUUUGGAAAGCCCAAGAUGAUAGAUGGACAUGUAUAUCAACUUUAUCGGGUUAUCACAAUCGACCAAUUUAUGAUGUUUCCUGGUCAUUAAAUGAUAAUUUGAUCGCAAGUUCUGCUGGAGACAAUUCGAUAGUUAUUUACCGAGAAACUCAGCCAGACUUUUUCGAAGUUGUUACAAGGAAAGAAAAAACUCAUACAUGUGACGUUAAUUCAAUUUCUUGGAAUCCUGUUGAGUCCAAUCUCCUUGCUUCCUGUGGUGACGAUGGAAUAGUCAAAAUAUGGAACAUUAAGUAAUCAAGUUAAUCACAUUUAUGCUCCACCAUCAUAAACCUUCAUCUAAUUUCCUUGUAAUAAUCCAAAUCAAGACCAUAAAUUGUUUCUGUAAAAGCCAUUGCCAUUUUUUGCAAACUCUAUAUGAUCAACUAAUCACUUUGUGUCAAUAACUGUCCAAACAACGUUUCAAAUAAAAUCAAUUAAAUUGCCAUAGAA